Molecule: messenger RNA, 3325 nt
Organism: Epinephelus lanceolatus (giant grouper)
Lineage: Eukaryota; Metazoa; Chordata; Actinopteri; Perciformes; Serranidae
Gene: ncstn
Product: nicastrin
Biological process (GO): protein processing; Notch receptor processing
Cellular component (GO): plasma membrane
Source: RefSeq, a predicted model, not a curated record
UCAACACCUACUGUUGUGUUCUUCUGCUUUUCAAACCAGGAAGAUGGAUUUGAUGUCGAACAAAUGGAUCGUUAAUUUGCUUGUUUGUUGGUUUUUCAUCGGUGUCGGCUGUAAUUCAGUGGAAAAGAAAAUCUAUGUGCAUCUCAAUAACACUGUCCCGUGUGUGCGACUGCUCAAUGCAACUCAUCAAAUAGGCUGCCAGUCCCAUUUGUCAGGUAAUGUGGGCGUGCUCCAUGUGCUCGAGUCAGAGGAAAACUUGGACUGGGUCCUGCGCACUGGGCCCAAUCCACCUUAUCUGGUUAUCCUGGAGUCGCAGCUCUUCAACAGAUCCAUCAUGAUGAAGUUGAAAAACAGCUCCGGCAGGGUGGCUGGCGUCGCUGUUGUGGCGCCAAACACCAACCCGCUUGAGGGCUUCUCUCCACACACCACCUGCCCCAACGAGAACACAGGCGUGUAUACAGAGAGCUACGAUCCAGCCAUGGCACACUGUAACAUGACUAUGUGGAACCCUUUGGGAAACGGUCUGUCCUAUGAGGAGUACGACUUUCCCAUCUUCUCUCUGAAAGAAGACAAUGACACUCAGGUCAUACGACAGUGUUACAUGGACCACAAUCGCCCUGUGAACGGCAGCAGUCCUCAGUACCCGCUGUGUGCCAUGCAGCUCUACUCCCACAUGUCUGCUGUCACUGACACAGCCACCUGCAUGAGGAGAAAUGACAUCAAUUUUAGCAUCAGCCCAGAGAUUGUUUGUGACCCACUGGGUGACUAUAAUGUGUGGGCCUCCACCAAACCUGUCAACAACACAGCCAAGGGCCACAAGAUGUGGGAGAGUGUGGUCAUAGCAGCAGCUAGGCUGGAAAGCAGGUCCUUUUUCUUUGAAGUUGCUCCAGGAGUAGAGAGUGGAGUCUCAGGGUUUGUCACUCUGCUGGCAGCCGCUCACGCUCUGCGAAAUGCCACCCAGGAGGCCCCACCUAACCGCACCAUCUUCUAUACCUUCUUUCAAGGGGAGACCUUCGACUACAUUGGCAGCUCGAGGAUGGUGUAUGAUAUGGAGAACAAAAACUUUGCUGUGGACCUGGAUAAUGUUCACUCAGUGCUGGAGAUAGGACAGGUGGGACUUCGUGCUGACUCCAGGCUGUGGCUUCACUCUGAUCCCGUGUCAAGGAAGAACAGCAGUGUCAAUGACGAGGUGAGGACGCUCAUAGAGAACUUGCACUUGGCUGCCACAGGUUUAAACGUCUCACUGAACGAGCCCGGUUUCUCUCAGCCGCUCCCACCCUCAUCCUUCCAGCGUUUCCUACGAGCUCGGCCAAUCCCUGGGAUUGUUAUCGAGGAUCACCAGUCUGCUUUCACCAACAGGUUCUAUGAGAGUAUGUACGAUAAUGCAGAGUACCUAAACGUAUCUUACCCUUCAAAUCUGUCACCGGAAGAGCAACUGGAGUUUCUCACUGACACUGCUAAGGCUCUGACUGAAGUGGCCACCUUGGUGGCCCGGGCUUUGUACAGACAAGCAGGAGGAGCUGCAGCCCAGCUGAACAGCAUCAACGCAGACCCUCAAAUAGUGACCCGGAUGCUGUACGGUUUCCUCGUUCGCUCAAAUAACUCCUGGUUCCAGCAACUAGUCCCCUCUGACCUCAUGAGCCAUCUGACUGACAAGCCCACAAACUUUUACGUCGGCGUGACCCAGCAAUCAAGCGUACCAACCCUUCUGGUCCAGCACCUGCUGGCCAACCUGACUGGCACCACCGUCAACGUCACCAAAGAAGACUGCCAGAACCAGAGAGAGGAUGAGAACGACAAAGAGAGCAAACAUAUGUACGUCUACACGUGGGUUCAAGGUGCUGCGCCUCCCAACAGCACAAAGAGGGAGGCUUUCUGCGUGCGCUCCACAGUUCGUCUCACCAAAGCGCUGUCCCCAGCUUUUGAGCUGCGGGAGUUCACCUCCAAAGAUUAUUCAACGUGGACAGAAUCCCGAUGGAAGUCCAUCAAAGGACGCAUAUUCCUGGUGGCGAGUCACGAACUCGAGAUGUUGACGCUGGGCGUGGGCGUUGGCGUGCUGCUAACAUCCUUGCUGGUGACGUACAUCAUGAGCUCAAAGGCUGACAUACUCUUCAGCUCAGGGCGGGAACCCGCCAACGCCACCUACUGAUCCAGACUGCGGCAACACUGGUCCUCGACCACCACCACCACCACCACCACUACUUCUACUACUACUACUACAACUACUACUUCUAUCCCAACCAGACAUGGACAGGGUCUUUUCUUUAAAACACACCACAAGUAGGUACACAGACAGGUUAGACACAGCAGCAGAGGGGGGAGGGGGGGGUAUUUUAAGACUUCGACGACGACUCCAUGUUUAUGGACUCCCUCAGGUGAGGCGUGACAUGAGGACUGGACCGGACUGGAUUGGCCUGGAUGGAUCUGGACUCAUCAGGGUCAGAAAACACUGGUCAGGCACCAGCAGGCCCUGUCAGUGGAAAAAGAUGUUUAUAUUUCUUUUAUUUUAGUUUUUUUUUCCUUUUUAUUGUCAAAGAAUGUUUUGUUUACUGUGUCAUGGGAUAGGCACUAAACAUUGAGCAUUAUUUUGACCGUGUGUAUGUGUGUGUGUGUGUGUGUGUGUGUGUGAUUGUGAAUAUGUAAAUGUGACUGAGUGUGUGGGCAAUUGACUGUGGGAUUCAGUGUGUAUGGACAAUUUUGAGUGAGUGUGUGUCUGAACUUUGUAUGAGGAUUGCGAUGGUAUGUGCAAUACUGUAGCUGUCUUCUCUGUCAAUGUAGUUAACUUAAAAAUCAGUUCUAAUAAGAAGAAACCACUUUUUGAGUCAAUGAACAAAUAGUUAAAUUUAAGGUUUUGCAGAAUCUGGAAAUGUGUGGUGAAGUAUUUUGAUAAGUUUUAGGUCCUGGGAUGUUGACAACAAUCCUAAAUAUUUAUAUUGUUCAGUCCCAGUACACAUAUAACUACAAGUGUAUGUAGUUGUAGACCCACUGCAAUUUCACAUAUUGUGAUAUUUGUGUGGAGGAAGAGGAAUUUCCCAAGGAGUCUGGCGUAGCUGACAAACUCUUUAUUUCAUAUCGAUCAGCUGCCAAAAAUUAAAAAAAAAAUCCAGUCAGAAAAUCUUGUGUUUUGACACUAAAAAUGCGCUGGUACUCUGGCUGUGCACUCUUUUUGGUUCGUACCUUUUUCACAAGGUUUCUUUCAGUGAUAACUUCUGAAAAAUUGUGACAACACGCGAGAAGGUUUUAAUUUUGUUGUAAUGUAAUGGCUGGAAUCAAUGACCAAUUGUGAUGCCUUGAUGAAGAAAUAAACAUUGCUUCUUUUCCAGUU